Messenger RNA from Cyphellophora europaea CBS 101466, 618 nucleotides. RefSeq lists its product as uncharacterized. Gene Ontology annotation, molecular function: ubiquitin protein ligase activity. Bases 1 to 618 code for a protein of 205 amino acids. Gene Ontology annotation, cellular component: cytoplasm. The record is from RefSeq and is a predicted model, not a curated record. Gene Ontology annotation, biological process: protein ubiquitination. The transcript has 2 exons. Lineage: Eukaryota; Fungi; Ascomycota; Eurotiomycetes; Chaetothyriales; Cyphellophoraceae.
AUGACAAGCUACGAGACCGAACAUGCUACCGAUGCGAAAGACCAUGGCCAGGAAGCACCUCGUCGGCCAGACCUGUCCUCGUUUUUCAGCCUCAUGUCAGAGAUCACACCCGAUAGUCCAGAAGAGCGUACUCGCGAAGGAGCCGUGCCUGUGCCAGGCGAUGUGUCUGCAGCAUUCCGAUCACUGGCGGACGCUUUCCGGGUGAUGCAGCGGGACAAUGAUAAUGCAGACACUGAUUUGAUGGAUGAGAUGAUCGAGACGCUCAUGGCCUCGGCCGAGCGACCGCCUACGGAAGUCAAAGGCGUCGAUGAAGAAUACAUCGCGGCUUUAGAAAGAGUCAACAUCAAGAAAGUCAAGAAAGACGCAGACUGUCCCAUCUGCGGCAAUGCUUUCGUCGAGGACCCUCACCCGUUACUGGUGCGGCUACCAUGUCAUCCAAGCCACAUCUUCGAUCUCGAGUGUGUGCGCCCAUGGCUGUUGCUCAAUGGCACAUGUCCACUCGAUCGAGUGGAUCUCGCUAAGCGUGUCCGGGAACGCAAGCAGAAACAGCUGGAAGAAAUCAGGAAGAAAGCCGCCCCUGAAGAUGAUGAAGAGGAAUGGGACGGGCUCUACGGAUAA